GCUCCAGGGGCGCGCAGGUUUCACUUCGUUCCGCGCAGCCUCGGGGUUUCCAGCUCGUACUAGUGCUGCGUCCAGCGCUAGCGCCGCCGGAUUCUUGCAGCCACCUUGCGAGUCCUGCUACACUGCAGUCAGCACCGUCUCGGGCUGUUCGGUUCACCCCGCUCCCGCCGCCGCCGCCUCGGCGCCCUUCUCCUGGCCCUCGUCCCCCCAAUGUCUCACUCUGACUCUCGGACUGAGAAACGCAAGAAAAAAAGACCAAAUGGCAAAGCAACCUUCCGAUGUAGGUUCUGAGUGUGACCGAGAAGGUGGACGGUUGCAACCUGUGGAGAGACCGCCCCAGCUCAGGCCUGGGGCCCCUACCUCCCUACAGACAGAGCCGCAAGGUAAUCCCGAAGGCAGUCGGGAAGGCGAAGGGGACCGCUGCCCCCACGGCAGCCCUCAGGGCCCGCUGGCCCCACCGGCCAGCCCUGGCCCUUUUGCUACCAGAUCCCCGCUUUUCAUCUUUGUGAGAAGAUCCUCUCUGCUGUCUCGAUCCUCCAGUGGGUAUUUCUCUUUUGACACAGACAGGAGCCCAGCACCCAUGAGUUGUGACAAAUCAACACAAACCCCAAGUCCUCCUUGCCAGGCCUUCAACCAUUAUCUCAGUGCAAUGGCUUCCAUGAGGCAAUUUCAGGCUGAACCUGCAGAUAUGCGCCCGGAGAUAUGGAUCGCGCAGGAGUUGCGGCGUAUUGGAGAUGAGUUUAACGCUUAUUACCCAAGGAGGGUAUUUUUGAAUAAUUACCAAGAGGCCGAAGAUCUCCCUCAAAUGGUUAUCUUACGACUGUUACGUUACCUUGUCCGCCUGGUGUGGGGGAGGCAUUGACAGGCUCUUCUCGGAGCUGAGAUCUGUGCAGACAUUUCGCUUGUUCAGACCAACAAGCCCCAGCACCGCAGUCUCCUGGUGCCAUUCCUAUGCAGCCAGCGGUUCUUCCCCAGAGAAGGAGGAGUGCGGAGGGGCGGGCGACGGACGUGGUCAGAAGACAUCAACCUGGAUGUGACCUUGACCUUUCUGUUCCUCAACACAGCAGAAUUUUCUAAUGGAAUUUGUGAAUGUAAAUGAGGGAGAAUUCUUUUUUUAAAUGUACAAACCAUGGUUCUUUGGAGCAGGAUUUUAUGCAAGAAUGGUGUUUACAUGUGGUGUGUUUUUUUCCCCCCACCUUCUUUAACAAGAACAGAUUUUUCAAAAAGGAAAUGGAAACUUUUUAACCAACUCAUGAACGAUUUUUGUACUAAAAAUUUAAGAACCUAUUGCCUAAUCUCAGAGGAUUAUGUAAACCCUGCAGUGGAAACUGAGCCAGCUAAUUUAUAAAGCUGCCUUAGUUUAUUUUUAGAGAUUACAGAAGUUUUAAACAGGGAGAAGUGUGAUAUGCCCUCUCUCUUCCCUGCCAUUGCCUCUUUCACCUUUUUUGCAAUUAUUAAUACCAAAAGAAUUCUUGUGAAAUGAAACUGAUUAAAGGGGCAAAAGGUCUGUUGUCAGCCUGCAUUAGUACGCCACUCCCUUUUUGUAAAUACUUACCUCCUUAAAUUCAGUUGCAUCUGUGGCAAAAUUUCAGACUAUUUUUGUGUGUCUUUCCUGAUCUACUUUUUGUGAUGCUCCUCGGAUGCACGGAUUUGGUCCAGUGUGUUUUCAUGAUAAAAUGUAAUGGGGCCAGAACAAGAAUUAAUAUCUGCCUGUAUCACACACAGCUCCAUCCGUCUGUUAUUAGCGGAAGCACCGGGUGCUGGUUUUCAUUCAGUUUUGGUGGGGGCAUCGUUUAUAAGCAUUUGGAAGAGGUAAUUGCAGCCCUAACAGCAGACAAGGAUCAUGCUCCUGUGUCCUGUUGGCUUUUCUGGCUACAGGCUUUCCUGUGGUCACAGGAUGUAUUGUCAGCAGCGGGGUGCAGACGGUCACCGUGCCCCCAUGCAGCACAGUCCUGCUGCAGGUGACUGAGCUCUCGCCCUCGUGGAGAUUGGCACAGGCCAUGGGCGGGGCUUCAGAUGGCCACUCCCCAGGUCUCCUGGCUUUUAGUCCAACCCAGAGUCCACCUGGCCUGUGAUGCUUGGCACUUGGUCCUCAUUCCUCACAGUCCACUUUGAAAUACAGGCUUAAUCCCUCUUCCACCAACUGUAUAAGAAUUUCAUUGGGCAGAAGUCUCUUGUUCCAUUUCUCUUGGGAUAGUUGGGCUUUGUCAGGCCACGCAUGCCCCCGCCUCUGCAGGGUGCUUUUCCUUAUACCUGCCCUUAGGAUCCUACCUGCCCAUAGGACAGGUAGGCAGACACCGGGGGAGACCCAGGAAAGAGACAGAUUAGGGAGCUGCAAAAGGAAGGGAAGAGGAUUCUGUGAGCCCCGUAACUCUUAAAAUUUUUGAAAACUCCCAUCAUUAAGCAACUUUUUAAAAGAAAUUCAUGACUUUUCAAAUGACUCAGCAGUGCCAACAACAGUCGUAUUUACUUUUGCCCCGUAGAGAACCAGUGUUUUCACAUCAUUAAAUUAAGUGGAAAAAUCUAUUCACUUGUAUCUUCAUAUUUUUUUAUAUAUAUACAUAUAUAUAUACUGCAUAUAUACUUUUUCUUUUAGGUAGAGAUGAUUUGAUUCCAAAUAUUCUUUUAAAAAUUUUUCUUUUCCCCCAAAAUCUCCUUGGGCUUUUGAAUAUUUGUAAAGCUGUGUUUUGGAGCUCAGCUUGUUCCCUGACGUGUCUUGAACCCGCUUGUAGGGUCACACCAAGUCCUCGGCUGUGAAGUGGUGGGAGAGCGGCAGCUGUGGGCCUGCUGGACACACACACACCAAAGACGAGUUUGGUUCUGGGCCCUCCCCCAGGAUCCCCGUGCUCAUGUGCCAGUCUCUGACUGGAGCACUUUACUCUGUUCCUCAGCCCUGCGGCUCCCAGGAGCCGAGGGGCGGCCCGGGGCGGGCGCAGGAGGCUCAGCCUGCCGGGUGCCCAGGGGCUGUGCGCACCACAGGGGCCUGUUUACCUCUGGCCCGGCAGCCCUCCCGGCCUCCAGGACGGCUGUGGAAGCAGCUCCUGAGGAAAUCAGAGAUUCUAUGAAUUGAAGAAGUAUUAAAGAACAGGUUGUUGGCACCAGAACUUAGAGAGAUGGCUGGAUGUCUCUGUACUGUAUGUAUCUGUUUAUCAAGAUGCCUCCCUUACCGAAAGGAUGCCUACCUACCAUGGGUAUACCUUUUCCUUUUUAUUUUUUAUUAUUAUUUUUUAAUUUUUUUUGUAGAAAAAAAAUAACUAGAUCCCUUUUUUGAAAACUUAAUGCGGGUUUUGUGCCUUGACAACCUCUUCCCAUGUGAGGUUUGUAAAAAGUGUCCUGUGACUCAACACAAAAUGCAAUAAAUACACACAAAAUAACUUCAUGAGUGAUUCUUCAGAUUUCCUUCCCAGAAAUGAGUUGAUGAAGAAUUUGGGGGUCGGGGGGUGGGUUGUGGAGAAAUUAGUUUAAAAUUCCUUCUGAGUUAAAAAAAAAAAAAAGUACACAGUGGAAUACAAUUUUCUGCUGUUUCCCCUUCUUAAUAUUGUAUAUAUUUUGACUAUUUAUUAGAUUAGUAUGUCAUAUUUUACUUAUCAACUGAGCCAGAUGUCUGUGUGCAAUUGUGUUUUCUUUACCUUUCUUGUAAAAUUUUGUACAGCAUAAAUGAGUAAAAAUCACUGUUUUUCUAAACUUUUUCAGAACUGAAGAUUGUAAAUAUUGUAGAUUCUUUUUCUGUGUAAUGUGUGCUACUGUUUCAUAAUGCUGUAACUUGUAGAAAUAUUGUAUAUUUAUUUUCUGCUUAUUUAAUGUCUUAAAUUCUGAGAAGUGUUGACAUCCCUGCCCCCCACAACCCUGCCAUCCCACAGAUUGCUUUAACUCCCAAGGUGUGAGGUGGUGACCGGUGAGCUCACUGCAGACCACGUGGUCUUCCAGCUUUGGGUCCUGGUAUUUCCAGUCAAAUGGGUUUCAGUUCUUGGGCUUUGCUGCCCCUAUAGUGAAGUUUGUGUUUAGAUGACAAUGAGAAGCAGUAAAUCUGGCAGGCUACAAAAUUCCACGCCCAAGAAAUACCCAGCAGCCUUCUUUUUGUUCAGAGCAGCUAGCUUCUCAUAGAAGCAAGUUUUGCUAACUCCAGGCCUUAUCUUUGAAAAGAAAAAUGUAUUAUCGGCAGAUGGGAAAGAUUUUUCACUGAAAAUUUAUCCCUGACAACUCAGUAUUGAGAGAAAUGAAAAUGUGCCACCUCUGGAGAUGCUGCCUUGUGGUUGUCCAGGGCAAGGGACAGGUGGGACAGGCGGCUCCUGCCUGAGGACCACCUCAUGCCACUGACCCCUUGUUGGCAACUGGUGAUAGUUGGGUUUCCCCACCUGCUGUGUGUCUUCCUGUGCUUUGAGGUGUGGACUAAACUGCCUUCAGGAGCUAAUUGUACGCCCCCCCCAUUUGGUCACUGCAUUUGGUCAGCCUGCUUCUUCAGGUCCAUGCCCUCCCCUUCUAGAGAGGCUGGGAGCCCCCCAGGACUGGGUGUCAAGAUGUGAAAGCUCAUGGAAGCUUUAGGGAGACUUCCUAGGGGUUCCGUGUGGGUGGUUGUGCCAUCCCUGCUGAUUUAGCCUGGUGCCUGUGUGUGUCACUUGGCACACACGUGUGUGCGGGAUUUGUCCCCACGCAAUGCUAAAUCGUUUGGGGUCUAGUCCAAACAGCAUCGUGUGUAAGAAGCAUCCUGAAGCAUCCUCAAGCUCCCAGCUAAGUAACUUGACUACUUUUAUUUGGGAAUUUCAGACUUUAGAAGCUCUCUUAGGUUUUAUGUCCAGGUUCUGUGACCACUAGUUACUGUAUCAGAACUCAUCAGGUACCCAUUUAUAAAUAGCACUGAUCUGUUUGUAUACUGAUCUUUCACUAACUUGUUUCUAGGACCCAGCAUAUGUAGCAUUUGUAUUGCAAUUUCCCUGGCUUACUUGUGUUUUGCACUGAUGAAUUUUGACAGGGUAAUUGCCACUUUACUUGUGCAAUACUGCUGUAAAUAACUGCAGAUUUUUUUAAUAAACUCAAUCUUUUAUGUUCUUAAUGAAUUUUAUAUAAAUAAAACUUUCAACUAGU
Molecule: messenger RNA, 5082 nt
Organism: Lemur catta (Ring-tailed lemur)
Lineage: Eukaryota; Metazoa; Chordata; Mammalia; Primates; Lemuridae
Gene: BCL2L11
Product: BCL2 like 11
Exons: 4
Coding region: 260-862 (200 amino acids)
Biological process (GO): meiosis I
Source: RefSeq, a predicted model, not a curated record